Acaulospora morrowiae is the source of this 711-nucleotide messenger RNA. NCBI's taxonomy places the organism in Eukaryota, Fungi, Glomeromycota, Glomeromycetes, Diversisporales, Acaulosporaceae. The record is from the annotation of a GenBank genome assembly.
UGGAAUCCAAAAGCUGUACCUCAAGCCCAAAAAUCAAGAAUAAUUGGAGUUACAGCCCAGUCAUCUGGACCAAAAAAAUUCAGCGAACAUAUAGGCUCGCUGAUAUUAUUUAGAGCUCCCAAGGCAAACAAGCUACUAAUCAAGAAGAACAAAAUAAAUACCUCCUCUCUACUAGCCUUCAGACUUAAGCUGCUGAGUGAAACAUUGCCAUCCAGGCAAUUGCUACAUGAUCGAUACCCAAGCACUUACAGAUCUUUGUGCCUUACAGCAGUAGAAAUCCAGAGUCAUAUUUUUAAUUGCUAUAAAAACAUUGCAGCAUACAACAAAAUGGAAAACAAGAUAAGGACAAGUUUAGUAAAACUUGUUAGGAAAAACAACAAUAAGAAGUUCUUAACAGAAAUAGAAAGAAGAACACAAAAACUAGACUUUGGCCGAAAAUCCAACCUAGACAAACUUGCAAGCGGAAUGCUAAGCAUAGACAUACAACUAUUUGUCACCAGUCAUGCCAAGAUGGCAAACAAAAUACUAGCCCUACUAUACUCACAAAUAUGGAUUCCAAGAUUAAUAACAGCUAACACAUCCGAAGUAAAAGGAGUCAAAUGGAAAAGGCACACCCUUUCAACCAAAAGCCCCAAUAAUAUUCACUUAUCAAAAGCCACCCUAAACAAUAAAAGUUUAUUAAAGUUAAUAAUGGAAGCUACAAAUCCAUAG